Messenger RNA from Salmo salar (Atlantic salmon), 4062 nucleotides. RefSeq names its product sodium- and chloride-dependent glycine transporter 2. The record is from RefSeq and is a predicted model, not a curated record. Gene Ontology annotation, molecular function: amino acid:sodium symporter activity. Lineage: Eukaryota; Metazoa; Chordata; Actinopteri; Salmoniformes; Salmonidae. Gene Ontology annotation, biological process: sodium ion transmembrane transport; amino acid import across plasma membrane; nitrogen compound transport. Gene Ontology annotation, cellular component: plasma membrane.
GCAGUAGGCAUGCAUAGUUGUUCCUGGAAGAAUUGUGAAUCUCCAACUGAAGAUGCAUUGAAUAUAUAUUAGCAGUAAAACGUUCCUCGAAGGGCACCUUGCAAUACUCUGACGUAGGCUAAAGAAACUCCCACCGACAGAGCUUUGCGUUUGCAGUUUCUUUCAAUCUCGCUGCAGUCCUGACUUCUCUUCUCAGCUUCCGGCUGUCCUGGAAUUUACUACAAACAUGGAUUGGUCUGAAGAGAUGAACAACCGCCAGGUAUCUGAUCCUUCCACUCAGGAGUCGUUACCACAAUCAGAUAAUGGAGCGGUAGGAGUAGCAAUAAACAAACAAGAGAAUGUCCCAGAUCUACCCUCUUCAAACUGGCAGCAUCCCUCAAAAACCGAGGAACAAACUUUUUCUCAACCGGUGGAUAGGCCUAACACAAGAAAUGGAACGUUUAAAACCGACGCACCUGCAACGCAUAAUACCGACAUUGAUGGAGCCGAAUGUGCCUCUGUGGAUCAUUUUACGAUACACUGUCAUGGCACAGCUUCCUGUCCCAAUCAAAGUGUUACAACGAGCCCAGUAGAGCAAAAUGGCACGGGGACGGCGAUUAGUCCCACCACUGUGAUACUGGGGACAGAUGGAAACAUUUCGGUUCUACCUGGCACAGUGACCGGGGACGGGGAUGAUGAUGAUGAAGGAGGAGAUGAGAAUAAAGCGAGGGGAAACUGGUCCAAAAAAAUGGACUUCAUUCUCUCUAUGGUUGGAUAUGCUGUUGGUUUGGGGAAUGUCUGGAGAUUCCCAUACCUAGCCUUCAAAAAUGGAGGAGGUGCUUUCUUGAUUCCUUAUCUAAUCAUGUUGGGCCUUGCUGGAAUCCCCAUAUUCUUAUUGGAGGUGUCCUUGGGGCAGUUUGCAAGCCAAGGACCCGUGUCCGUAUGGAAAGCAAUCCCUGCUCUUCAAGGUUGCGGGAUUGCCAUGUUGAUAAUAUCAGUCUUGAUAGCCAUAUACUAUAACAUAGUAAUGUGCUGGACAUUGUACUACCUGUUCGCUUCGUUGAAGGGCUCACUCCCCUGGGCGAACUGUAAGAAUAAAUGGAACACUCAAGAUUGCAAGGACAAAGACAUGCUUCUUCUUGAUUCAUGCAUUUUGCGCGAUGGGAACGCCACCUCUAUAAGGAAUACUACACUAUGUUUGUCUGCUGAUGUCAUUGGGAAUCUGAGCAAACUCACUAACAUCACAUCUGAGAUCAACAAAACCUAUGUCAGUCCAAGUGAAGAGUAUUUUAAAUAUAAUGUACUGAACAUCUCCAAAGGAAUAGAAUACCCAGGGGAAAUCCGCUGGCCUCUGGCCCUCUGUCUUCUCUUGGCCUGGGUUAUUGUCUACGCCUCACUGGCUAAAGGAAUCAAAUCAUCUGGGAAGGUGGUGUAUUUCACGGCUACGUUUCCCUACGUGGUGCUGGUGAUUCUGCUGGUCAGAGGAGUUACUCUACCUGGAGCUGGAGAUGGCAUCCUCUACUUCAUCACUCCCAGGUGGGAGAAACUCUACGAUGCCAAGGUGUGGAAGGAUGCUGCAACCCAGAUCUUCUUCUCCUUGUCAGCAGCCUGGGGUGGACUUAUCACGCUGUCCUCCUACAACAAGUUCCAUAACAACUGCUACAGGGACACCAUCAUUGUGACCUGCACCAACAGUGCCACCAGCAUCUUUGCAGGGUUUGUCAUCUUCUCUGUCAUCGGGUUUAUGGCUCAUGAGCUGAAAGUGCCCAUCGAACAGGUGGCUGAUGGGGGUCCUGGCAUAGCCUUCGUAGUGUAUCCAGAGGCCCUCACCAGACUUCCUCUCUCUCCUUUCUGGGCCAUCAUCUUCUUCCUCAUGCUACUCACCCUGGGAUUGGAUACCAUGUUUGCCACCAUUGAGACCAUAGUGACGUCUGUGUCAGAUGAGUUCCCCAGAUAUCUGAGGAAGUACAAGGCCCUCUUCACCCUGGGGUGCUGCACCUCUUUCUACAUCCUGGGGUACCCCAUGAUCACAGAGAAUGGGAUGUAUAUGCUUCAGCUGGUGGACACAUAUGCAGCCUCAUACUCUCUGAUCAUCAUCGCCAUCUUUGAACUUGUGGGAGUUUCAUACAUUUAUGGUCUGAAGAGGUUCUGUGAAGACAUUGAAAUGAUGAUCGGGUUCCAGCCAAACAUGUUCUGGAGGGUCUGCUGGGCCUUUGUGACCCCCUCCAUUCUCACAUUUAUCCUGGGUCUGAGUCUGUACCACUGGAAGGUGAUGACCUAUGAGACCUACACCUACCCCACCUGGUCCAUGGUGAUGGGCUGGCUCAUGGUGGUGUGUUCUGUUAUCUGGAUCCCCAUCAUGUUUGGCAUCAAGAUGCACCUGGCCCCCGGCAGCUUCAUCCAGCGUCUGAAGCUAGUGUGCUCCCCUCAGCCGGACUGGGGCCCCUUCCUGAUAAAGCACAGAGGAGAACGCUACAAGAACAUGAUCGACCCGCUAGGAACCAACUCCCUGGGGCUCAAACUCCCUCCUAAAGGCCUUCUACUGGGCCAGACCCAGUGCUAAUGUCUAUUCCUGGACAGUAACAAAGUUCACCAACUCUGCAGUAGUCAUCUGUUGUUCGCUCUAUUCACCGUUUGCACACUUUUCUAUAGAUUACACCAAGGGAAAUUGAAAGUCAAAGUCCAAGAUUAUGCAUGUUGUCUUCUGACAAAGACCAUCCCUUUAAUACAGCAGUAGAGCUAUGAUCGAUUUUACAGUAAACAGGGCUGAUUUGGUGCCUACUGUGCUUAAUCUCCAGUCUUCCACAUUGCUGUUUAUUUUAUGUGUUAAAAUAACUAUUCUGAGCCCACUGAAUAGGAGAAUGGUUAUAGACAUGUACCUCCCAGCACAUAAAACAGGUCACUUCUCAACACUGUUACUAAAUAGAUUUGAAUAAUGAGAUUUGUUGUGAUGCAUGUCAUUGUCAAGAAAUCUGCAACAGGAAACAUGUGGAUGAAAGAUAUAUUGCCACCCCUAUCUGUUUGCGUGUACUGUUGCAUAGUUAUAUGUAAACAUUCCAUGUCAGCUACUCAAUGAACUAAUAAGCACAUCCCAACAGAGAAAAACUGCUGCUACAACGAAUGCAUCAACCUCAAACGUCUCUUGUUCUAAAAUGACACUGCCUUUUGUAUAAGCAACGUGUAACUUGUAUGUCAAAUAAUUUGUGUUGCAUGUGCCUACAACUGAAUCAGAAAACAUUGUCCUUUGUCAAGAAUUUGGCACGUUACACAUAAUGUUGCCGUCCUUGUGUGUCAUGCUUCUAUUUGUCUUUGGCUGCUGAGAGUGUUUCUAAAUGUAUUGUAUGCUUGCACUUGUUUGAAUACAGCCCUCAUCUUCCCUUGCAUGUAGUCACAAAGCAUGCUUGGAGGCUGUACUGUUGAAUCUACUGUGUUUUCCAUUCUUUUACAUUAACUUAGGAUGUACAAAACCAAAGAUGGAGUGCUUAGUGAAAGAUUUGUAGACAGAAACAUCGAUGGGAAGUUGAAUAUACUGCCAGUCAAUUUCAAUUUGAUCACAAAUGUUUUCCAGCAUGUUUAUGCCACAUCUUCAGGUAACCUUUGGCCUUUGAGAUGUACUCGAAUUUUAGAAGAUUGUAUGGAUUGAAAAUUAAUUAAGUUAUUAGAUUGUUUAAAAUAGUGUGCUUUUGCAGUACUUUAUGGAUAUUUGAGGCAAUACCUCAGAUUUUGUAUUUAUCUACACAAUUGCGAUAUGUAUAUUUGCCUUUAUUGUAAAUGUUGAAAAUACAAUUUUAAGACUUGGAUUCAAUCCGACCCAUGCUAUAGUGCAGCUGCGGUAUAGGGGACAUUUUGCCUUUGAAAAGGUCAUUUACACUUGAGCCGACAUUCAAAGCGUUUACCAUGAAUGUGAACUCUGCAAAGGGCAGGGAAGUAGCCUUUAACAGGCAAAUUGUCAGCUGUUUAGCGCAGCAGCAUUAAAAACCAUGUUCGGAUUAAAUCUUGGCCUAAACCUGAUGACAUCCUGAAAUACCUUUAUUAAUAUACAUUGUGUAUACUGAACAAAAAUAUAAACGCAACGUGCAACAA